ACAUUUGCACCUGUGUUCACCAUCACUGGUAUAGGAUGUUUGGCAGCUAAGUGAAGAAGAUAAUUUCCUAUCUCAUGUUAACCCAGAAUUAUUCCUGCUAUCUGAUGAUGGGGAAAACAAUGAGAUGUCCUGAAUGACAUUUUCAGCUUUUGCCUCUUUUUGUUUUUAAUUGUAGCCUGUGGUUCACCCAGGCUGAAAGCCAUAAUACGAUAUAAGAUGGCUGAGCUUCUAGAAUUCAUGCACUAAAGCAUGCUUUUGUGGCUUCGCUAAUUCUAAGUUUAGUUUUGCCUCUCUUCUCCAAUUUGUUCAACGAAUAUGUGCUGACUGGUGUUUUUUUAAGUAUCUCCCAGAUUUGCUGGGGGAAAACGGACUUCUGAUGCAGUUCAGCAGCCCGGCUGAAACUGAUGCUGAAAGGAAAAGGGCUGCGAUACACAGCAUGGCUAACCUGUGCUUCAGCCUACCUGGACAGCCCUACCUGGAGGAAUCAUACAGAGAAAUCUGCUUUCAGGCUUUCCUGAGCAUCUUACAGUCUUCCAAAGGAACUGAAGUAGAUGACAUCACCUUUUCCAUGGUAUUUCAGAAAUGCAUGUUUCAUGGACUCCCUGGAAUUAACAUAGAAAUGCCCAGCGUCUUAUAUCCAGCACUCCUUCCUCAGUACGACAGCCGGUCACCCAUCGAGCAAGAGAAGUUGGAGCAGAACAGUGUUAAACUGAGCGGGAACAGGAGGAAGAAGCCGAAAGGAAAACCGAAGAAAGGGAAGCCGGAAGAAGAAGGAGUAAAAGAGCAGCCAGGAGGUGCCGAAGGAGGCAGAGUGGAGAAACCCACAUUAAAGGAUGAGUUAUCGCAAGAUCAGGACUCGAAGAUGACAAAUUGGGCAUUCAGUGAUAAAUAUCCCUCACUUGCGAAAGAGCGUUUAUCUUCCCACGCUUUCAGCUGGAAGAGAAUCAGCAGCAGUGACUCAGAAUAUUCUGAUGCGGAAGGUGGAAUGCAGAGCAAAACAAGGUCUUUCCAAGCUAAAGUUCGUCAAGGGGCUUUAACCUGCUUCCUUUCCACUGUGAAAUCCAUAGAGAAGAAAGUCCUCUACGGUUACUGGUCAGCAUUUAUUCCCGAUGAGCCUGGAAUAGGAAGCCCACAGACGGUGUCUUUGAUGACAAUUGCUUUAAAAGAUCCUUCCCCUAAGACUCGGGCCUGUGCUUUCCAAGUUCUCUCCGCCAUUUUGGAAGGUUCCAAGCAAUUCCUGUCCAUUGCCGAAGAUGCCGUUGAUCACAAGAGAGCAUUCACCCCCUUCUCGGUGAGCAUUGCCUCCAGCAUCCGAGAACUUCACCGGUGUAUGCUGUUGGCUUUGGUGGCCGAAACCUCGUCCCAAACCCUCACCCAGAUAAUCAAGUGCCUUGCCAAUCUAGCCUCAAAUGUACCGUACAGCCGCUUGAAGCCUGGUCUGCUAUCAAGAGUAUGGAACCAGAUAAAGCCGUACAUUAAACAUAAAGAUGUUAACGUUCGAGUGUCAAGUCUCACUUUACUGGGUUCCAUCGUGUCGGCUCAAGCCCCUUUGCCAGAAGUGCGUCUCCUUUUGCAGCAGCCUACCUCUUUGGGGAUGAGCGACGGCACACCCAGCCUGCCGCUGCGUUCCGGUGCACCUGAAUGGCGUAGAGAACCCGUUCUGGUCUCAGGAGAACCAUUGCUUGCCCUGGAGAAGACACCAACUGAGCCCUGUUGGCUCCUGCGUCUCUGCAUCUCUCUUGCUGUGUUGCCCCGAGAAGAUUGCUAUUCGGAUAGUGACACCAGCUGCCCGUCAACGGUUAGCACCUAUGAACCCUCGCCAGUUCGCCUGGAGGCACUGCAGGUUUUAGCUCUGCUUGUGAAGGGCUAUUUUAUCCUUGCUCAAGGCUGUUUAUUAGAACUUGGCGAAGUGGCUUGUAAAUGCAUGGAGGAAGCAGAUCCAUCACUUCAGCUCCAUGGGGCAAAACUUCUGGAUGAACUUGGAGUGGGUAUAAUACAACAGUACAAGCCAGACCUAGUUGCAGAUGAGCGGGUACCCAUUGAUGUGGUUGUGACAUUCUGGACAAGGAUGCUUAAUGGACCUUUACCAGCUGCCCUCCAAAACUCCGAGCACCCAACUCUCCAAACCAGCACCUGUGAUGCCCUCUCUUCUAUUUUGCCCGAAGCUUUUAGCCGUCUCCCCCCAGAGAUGCUUUCCGAGACUGUGAAGGUGGCAAAAUGGCAUUCAGUCACUUCAUGUUCCAUCUGUUGA
This is a messenger RNA of Thamnophis sirtalis, 2251 nucleotides long. The record is from RefSeq and is a predicted model, not a curated record. NCBI's taxonomy places the organism in Eukaryota, Metazoa, Chordata, Lepidosauria, Squamata, Natricidae.